AUGGGAUCGUGCCAGAGUCAGGAGAAUCAAGAAUUGGCAGCGAGGAAUAAGGCGAUCGAGAAGCAGAUUAAUCAGGACAAAAGAGCCGGAUCGAGCAUAGUGAAGCUUUUAUUACUUGGUGCCGGUGAAUGUGGAAAAUCUACUGUGCUCAAACAAAUGCAAAUUCUACACAGUAAUGGAUUCACUGAAGAGGAAAUUAAUGAGAAGAAAGCAAUCGUCUACAAUAAUCUUGUCACUUCAAUGUGUACAAUUUUAAAGGCAAUGGACAACGUUUUGCACAUACCUUUGGAAGACAGCCAAAAAGAGAAAGAAAAAGCUGUUGUGCUCCGAAUACAAGAGAUGGGUGAAGAGUCCGAACCGCUGACCGAGGAAGUAUCGAAGGCGAUUCAAUCGCUCUGGUCCGAUCCGGGAGUGAAGAAAGCGUUCGAAAUGCGUAGCGAGUACCAGUUAACCGAUUCAGCUAAAUAUUUCCUCGACUCAUGUGCUAGAGUAAGCGAACCCGGUUAUAGACCAUCAGAACAGGACAUUUUAUACUCUCGAGUCGCAACAACAGGAGUGGUGGAAGUGAAAUUUAAAAUAAAGGAGCUAGAUUUCAGAGUGUUCGAUGUAGGUGGGCAACGUUCCGAAAGACGCAAAUGGAUUCAUUGUUUUGAUAACGUAGAGUCUAUAAUUUUUAUUACCGCUAUCAGUGAAUAUGAUCAAGUGUUAUUCGAAGAUGAGACCACGAAUCGUAUGAUAGAAUCUAUGCAGUUAUUCAACUCAAUUUGCAACAGCACAUGGUUUUUAUCUACGGCAAUGAUUUUAUUUUUGAAUAAAAAAGAUCUUUUUAUGGAGAAAAUUAAACGUGUCAAUAUAACAACGGCAUUCCCCGAUUAUGAAGGUGGGCAAAACUACGAAGAAGCGGUGGCUUUCAUAAAACUAAAAUUCGCGGAACUAAAUCUAAAUCCAGAUAAGAAGACGAUCUAUAUGCAUGAGACGUGUGCUACCGAUACAAAUCAGGUACAACUUGUCAUAUCAAGCGUGAUUGACACAAUCAUCCAAAAGAAUCUGCAAAAAGCCGGGAUGAUGUAA
Messenger RNA from Necator americanus (New World hookworm), 1071 nucleotides. RefSeq lists its product as uncharacterized. Bases 1 to 1071 code for a protein of 356 amino acids. The transcript has 11 exons. Lineage: Eukaryota; Metazoa; Nematoda; Chromadorea; Rhabditida; Ancylostomatidae. Gene Ontology annotation, biological process: adenylate cyclase-modulating G protein-coupled receptor signaling pathway. The record is from RefSeq and is a predicted model, not a curated record. Gene Ontology annotation, molecular function: G protein-coupled receptor binding; G-protein beta/gamma-subunit complex binding; GTP binding. Gene Ontology annotation, cellular component: heterotrimeric G-protein complex.